CGAUCACGGACUGUUCUCUCUUUGUGAAUAAUGCCACCCAUUUCAGGCCUUUGAUUUUGGGCUAGCUGAUUUUUCUUCUCAGAAUGUUGUUUGUCAAUGUGGGGAUGUGCAUUCCAUAGGUUGGACAAUACCUAAACAAAUUGCUGCUGCACCUUUUUGCUGUAAGAGCUAAGAAGUAGUUCGCCUUGUGAAGCUACAUCUUCAGUUUGGCAGUAAACGGCAAUGGAUUAUGAUGACCUUGAUGACCUCUUGGAAGAAUGUGAGAACGAAGUAGAUUCCUGGCCAGCGGAGAAACCACCCCAGAGAAAUAACAUUGCCACAACUGCUGCUGCUUCAACUGAUGUCGGACCUACAAGUUCCUUGGUAAACUAUACUGAACUUCCAGCGACUCCAGAAAGCGACGUAGGUGUAGCUGAAGAAAGUCACGAACCGAGAGCAGAGGGGACGCAUCCCGACGUUGGCAAUGAAGAGCCAUGCAAGCCCAGUGUUUCAUCAACGUCUAUUGAGUCAUGCAAGCCCAGUGUUUCAUCGACGUCUAUUGCAUCGUCCACCUCUGAGAAUAAUCCAGACGUCCAACGUGGAUCUCUAUCAGCUAGCAAACGAAAACCCUCCUUCGCGGUAGCAUCGAAAGCGAAGGCAGCAAAAACGCCGGACUCCGCUGCCAAACGAGCACCGAAGUUUGGCACGUCAAAGGCCACUCCAGCUGCGGUCAAAGCUGUGGCCGCUACUGCAAGCAAACCAUCUGAAGGGACCAACAGGCGACUGCCCGAUGAAGCGAAGUCAAAAACAGAGCCUGCAUCCGCCAAAGCAAAUUCUCCAGCUGAGCUUAGCAAGAGAGGUGACACGAAUAAAACCAUCGACGAUGCAACUGAACCAUCUUCACCUGUUGUGAGUCCUGAGAGCAAUGACGGGAGCAAUGAAUCUACACCGGCUGUCAUUCCGCCCACAGUCAACAAAAGUACCAAGCCAUCAUUUAGUGUCAAGCAGCGACCUCAGGUUUCGGCUGCUACUAGCAAGAGCCAGCAACCAUCCAAACAGCUACCAACAGCAAAACCUAAGAAGAGCAGUGACGGGAAAGCGGAGAAGCUGAACUCACAAAGGAAGAAUGAUAGUGCAAAAUCGACGAAGAAGGAAGAGCUGAAAGCUGCCCGGGUUGCUAAGUUGGAAGAGAAGAAUAAAGCCAAAGAAGGAAGGCUGCAAAAGAAAGCAGAAAAACUCCAGCAUAAGCAAGAAAGAGCUAUGCUGCAGGAAGAGAAAAAGAAGAAUGCCGAAGAGAAAAAGAAGAAUGCUGAAGAGAAGAAGCAAAUGAAAGCAGACAAGCGCUAUAGCAAAGCUGGCAAAAUGGCUGUUGAGCGCAGGAGAAACAUGGCAGACCGGGAUCACAAUCAUACUGUAGAUAGUCAAGCCUCACCAGAUGAUCCAGUCACUACUGAGGUCGAGUUGCAAGCUCCCAAAAAUACAAUAGCGGAUGAAGGGGAUGACACUGGUGUUGAUGACAGCGAUACUGGCAGUGUCACUUCACUGGAGAAAGUUGUUCAAAGUCUGAAGGAGACCGAUGUCUGCUUCUCAGAUAUUGAGUCCCUCGGCGAUGCUGAACAGCCCGACACUACUGACGCUGUUGAAACAGUUAACAUCACAAUACAUCAAGAAAGUGAUGAUGCUGGUGACCUGAGAAGCAUCGCCGAGUCUCUUAGCGUGUACAACUUGGAAGAGGAGUGGAAUGAGGUCUGUAACCGUUGGACGGACGAUGCGCAACCACCAUCGGGGAACAAGAAUAAAGAGAAACGAAAGCGUGUGAAGACAAAGGGAAAGAAAUCACAUCAUAAUGAUGAUGAUGAGUACAGUAUGCCUUCCAUGAUGUCAGGCUUUGAGAACAAUGGAGAGGUGUGGGUCGAGUGCACACUAUGCUCUAAAUGGCGCCGCAUGCAGGGCAAUGUGGAUGCAAGUAGCGUACCUGGUGACUGGCAGUGCAGUAUGAGCAACGAUAGCAAGCGCAACACGUGUGAUAUACCUGAAGAGAACUGGGAUGAGAUGCACGAGUCCUACACAUUUGCUCCCUGCCAUGUCACUCUUGGUAGUGUUGUUUGGGCAAGAGUCAAUGGCUAUCCAUGGUGGCCUGGCUUGGUUGAUGUUGAUCCAGAUUAUGGAUCUUUUGCCAACUUUGAGGACGAUGAUGAUCAUGCCAUUGACAGAAUAUACGAGCCCAAUGCGUUUCAUGUUGUAUUUGGGUUUGACACCGCUCCCACUCGUGCCUGGGUGGACAGAAGUAAUGUCAAGGCCUUCGAUAAGAACAGCAAACCAUCAGACACGGGGCAAAUCAAGCUCACUCAGAAGAAGCAACUGAAGAGAGCUGCUGCAAUAGCAUGUGACUGCCUCACAUACUCCAUAGAUGAUCGACUGGCAAAGUUUGGUCAUGAGGUUUCUAUGAGGUCAAGAUCGAAAAAGCGACGGUCCAGCCAUAAUGCUUCUUUUGACUCAGCCGGCGCCGGCAGUCCAUCGGCAAAGAAAAGUCGCAGCUCUCACUCUGAGGACACUAGCUUCUGCGCAAGUGAAGGAUUUGAGAAUGCUCCGUCUCCUGAAGUGCCUUGGACAGAGAUGGAAGCUCCAGACUCACCUGAAUAUUGAAUGCGUUUCAGAUUGUCCUCUGCGGGGCGCAUGAACUGGAAAGGUAUGUCCAGGUAUUUAUGAUCUCAACAUGUAUAUGUACAAGAGCCAUAAAACAGUAUUGCAUGGCUACCAAAGCGAUAGCAUACUCUACCAAUGCACAUAAAAUAUAUUGCAUCAUUGUUUAGAAACAACACCAUAUUGCACAACUACCAGUCACCAAUUGGUCUUGAUGCAAAGGUUGCAAACAUUCUCUCGUGCAAACUUCCUCUGUGUACCAUUUCUGCUGAAAGGUUGUAAGAGAAAGUAGCUUUUAAAGUGAAAGAGGCGUACUUACAACAGUGAAUGGUAUAAACAGUGCCAACAGAGGGGGGGGGGGGGGCAGAUGGGAGAGUACUAAAGUUAGAGAGACAGUAUCCAGAUUAGUACUCUCUCUACUCUUCGGUUGUCCCUACCCUCACUGCUUGGACAUCUUUAGUUCAAUGCCGUUCACGGUGGUUUAUCUUGUCUUUUUCUUUGCGCCUUGCACCAUAAGCAUUACAGAGAUGAAUUCUGGAGAAUAUGUUUCUGGCACAACCAAUUACCGUUUAUUAUUGGUUAUGAAUUUUAGUGUUUCGCUGAGUUUAUUGACAGUUUCCUUCCACCUAGAGAAUUUUAGCAAUAUCUUCCUUCACCCGAGUAUGCUAGUAUUUAGUUAAUUAACUGUCCAUUUUAGCAAUUAUUAGAUUGUUGACGGAAUCGGUCAAAACACAGUUGUUGAACAUCCCGAGCUCUGCUUUUUACCGUCCUUGCCCGGCACUUUGUCACUAUGAGGCAAACCAUUGAAUGUUUUCAUCACACACUUUUGGAGUACAUUGUAUUAUGGUUCUUUGGUACCCUUCUCACAUUUCAACAAAAGUGUGUGAUGUGCACGUUGCCUGUAAGUAAGGCCGAAUGUUUCUUUGCCAAGUCUAGCCAGGGUAACAGUAUGCCGGUGGUGUUAAUUGAAGCACACUGUAUGUGAUGCA
Sycon ciliatum is the source of this 3611-nucleotide messenger RNA. Its product is annotated as nucleolar protein dao-5-like. The record is from RefSeq and is a predicted model, not a curated record. NCBI's taxonomy places the organism in Eukaryota, Metazoa, Porifera, Calcarea, Leucosolenida, Sycettidae. Bases 223 to 2625 code for a protein of 800 amino acids. The transcript has 7 exons. Gene Ontology annotation, cellular component: nucleus. Gene Ontology annotation, molecular function: zinc ion binding.